CCGGAACUGUAGGCUACUUCUGUACAUCUCCAGUGAAAGAAUCAACAGCGCUGAGGCCAAUACCGACGGCAUCAUGGUAGAGACUUCACAGAAAAUCCCAUUUGCCGAUACUUUUAAACAAUGCCUACCACCUGCAUAUAAUACGAAGCCACCCGUAGCUGUCGGUCGUCUCUUGAGAUUUGGGGCAGCAGGUCUCCUCGCGGGAGCAGUGUUGAUGCUUUGUGGAUCCAUUGGAGCGUUCUACCUUUGGAAAGUCAGUGAAAAAAAUGUGUACAAUAUACACUACAGUCUGAGCAUCAAUGGAAAGGUGGAAGAGGGAUCCAUGGAAAUUGACUCUGACAACAAUCUGGAAAGGUUCCGAACUGGGAGUGGAAAUGAGGAGGCGUUGGAGAUUCAUGACUUUCACAUUGGAAUUACAGGAAUCCGGUUCUCGAGAGGUGAGAAGUGUUAUAUAAAAUCUCAAAUCAAAGCCAACCUACCGGGGGUGGAGACACUACACAAGCAGUCGUUGAUGUUUGACCUGGAGGAUGAAAUCAUGCCAGUCAAGUUUGACGAAGAGUCCCUGGUCUGGGUGUCCGCUGACCAGUCCCUGAAGGACAGUAGCUUCCUCAGCACCAAAAUCCUGGACUUCUGCGGAGACCUGCCCAUCUUCUGGCUCCACCCCACGUAUCCUAAAGGCGGAGAGAGGGGAAGGCGAGACACCCAGAGAGCCGCGCGUCAGUUUGACACGGAGGGGUUUGAGGCAGCUGCCGAGGAGAGGAACGCGCCGAGCCGUGCGGCGAAUAGCACCUCAAAGAGAGCCGCGGCAGAGGAGACGGCCACGGGCACCUCCGCCAUGGGCUCCGCCUACAACCCGGAGAACCCCUACCAACGCAACCAGGAGGGGGAGGACGGCACCGUGACCUUCGACCCCAUGCUAGAUCACAGGGGCAUCUGCUGCUCGGAGUGCCGACGCAGCUACACCCACUGCCAGAGGAUUUGCGAGCCCCUGGGUGGCCACUGGCCCUGGCCGUACAACUACAGGGGCUGCCGUGUUGCCUGUCGGGUGAUCCUGCCGUGCCGUUGGUGGGUGGCGCGCAUCAUGGGUAUCGUGUGAUCAUGGGCGCCCGUUAUCUCAGGACAAAUGUAAAAGAUUAUCCCAAAUACACAGGAAGUCUCAAAAGGUAAUGUUCUGUCAGCGGUAAUGUAAUUCAUAAGCAGGUAUUUAUUUUGAAACUGUACGUAUUUGGAUGUAAAUACCUGAUAGCGGCAGGCUUAUGCUUGUUAGGAUGAAACAGGGACCACGGCGCAUGAGUUAGUGAGAAAAUGCAGGCUAAGACAAAUUUCCACCUGGACCCUGGAGGCAAUAUUUAGCAUAUACAGCAUGUACACCUUCCCCGAAGACUAUACUUGAAGAAAAGAAAGAAACAAACAAAAAAUGUAGCAUAGCACUUUCUAGCUUUUGAUGUCGGAGUUAUUAUUUUCACCAAAUUUUUUCUGUAAACAUUUGGCCUAUCAAUGCUUCCUUUGCACUAUACUGUAUUUGAUGGAAUGUACUGAAGUUUAUUCAGUGAUUAUAUUAAUGCUUAAUAAAGAUGUACAGUUUAUUUGACUGUAUA
Messenger RNA from Esox lucius (northern pike), 1598 nucleotides. It is a transcript of the gene cnmd, whose product is annotated as chondromodulin. The transcript is spliced from 7 exons. Lineage: Eukaryota; Metazoa; Chordata; Actinopteri; Esociformes; Esocidae. Gene Ontology annotation, biological process: negative regulation of endothelial cell proliferation; negative regulation of angiogenesis. The record is from RefSeq and is a predicted model, not a curated record. Bases 74 to 1096 code for a protein of 340 amino acids.